This is a messenger RNA of Rhea pennata, 3948 nucleotides long. It is a transcript of the gene TM9SF4, whose product is annotated as transmembrane 9 superfamily member 4. NCBI's taxonomy places the organism in Eukaryota, Metazoa, Chordata, Aves, Rheiformes, Rheidae. The record is from RefSeq and is a predicted model, not a curated record. Gene Ontology annotation, biological process: protein localization to membrane. The transcript is spliced from 18 exons. Gene Ontology annotation, cellular component: membrane. Bases 27 to 1961 code for a protein of 644 amino acids.
CGUCGGUGGCGACACGUGGAUGCAAGAUGGCGGCAUCGGCGGCGAUGGAAAGGCUAAGAUAUUUGCUGGUUUUGCUCUCAUUGCUUCAUGGUACAGACUCUUUCUACGUACCUGGUGUGGCUCCUAUCAACUUCCACCGGAAUGAUCCUGUGGAAAUUAAGGCUGUGAAGCUCACCAGUUCACGAACCCAGCUGCCAUAUGAAUACUACUCAUUGCCUUUCUGUCAGCCCACCAAGAUAACAUACAAGGCAGAGAAUCUAGGUGAGGUUCUCCGUGGAGAUCGAAUUGUAAAUACACCUUUCCAGGUUUCCAUGAGUGUGGAGAAGAAAUGUGAGGUUCUGUGCAACUUUCCUAAUAAGCCAGUCACUCUGACAGUUGAGCAGAGCAAGCUGAUUGCUGAGCGAAUCAGGGAAGAUUACUAUGUCCAUCUCAUUGCUGAUAACCUCCCUGUGGCAACACGGCUGGAGUUUUAUUCAAAUCGUGAGGAAGAGGAAAAGAAGAAGGAGAAGGAUGUGCAGUUCGAGCAUGGAUACAGGCUUGGGUUUAUGGACGGUAACAAGUUCUACCUGCACAACCACCUCUCCUUCAUCCUUUACUACCACAGAGAGGAUGUGGAAGAGAACCAGGAGCCCACAUACAGGGUUGUGCGCUUUGAAGUGGUACCCCAAAGUAUUAAACUGGAAGACUUGAAGGCUGAUGAGAAGGGUAUGUGUACCCUACCUGAAGCUACAGGCUCUGCUCCCCAGGAAAUAGAUCCUUCUAAAGAGAAUCAGAUGCUCUUCACCUACUCUGUCCAUUGGGAGGAAAGUGACAUUAAAUGGGCUUCCCGCUGGGACACCUACCUGACCAUGAGUGAUGUGCAGAUUCAUUGGUUCUCCAUCAUUAAUUCAGUUGUGGUCGUCUUUUUCCUUUCAGGUAUUCUCAGCAUGAUCAUCAUCCGCACUCUCCGGAAGGACAUUGCCAACUACAACAAGGAAGAUGACAUUGAAGAUACCAUGGAAGAAUCUGGUUGGAAACUUGUGCAUGGAGAUGUCUUCAGGCCUCCGCAGUAUCCUAUGAUCCUCAGCUCUCUCCUGGGUUCUGGGAUUCAGCUCUUUUGUAUGAUCCUGAUUGUCAUCUUUGUUGCCAUGCUGGGAAUGCUGUCACCUUCUAGCCGGGGUGCACUGAUGACUACUGCCUGCUUUCUCUUCAUGUUCAUGGGAGUUUUUGGUGGAUUCUUUGCUGGCCGUUUAUACCGGACUCUGAAAGGACAUAGAUGGAAGAAGGGAGCCUUUUGUACAGCUACUCUGUAUCCAGGUGUAGUCUUUGGUAUUUGCUUUGUCCUGAACUGUUUCAUCUGGGGGAAACACUCCUCUGGAGCGGUGCCUUUCCCAACUAUGGUGGCCUUGCUGUGCAUGUGGUUUGGGAUCUCCUUGCCAUUGGUCUACCUGGGUUACUACUUUGGAUUUCGCAAACAGCCAUAUGACAAUCCUGUACGGACCAAUCAGAUUCCAAGACAGAUUCCAGAGCAGAGGUGGUAUAUGAACAAAUUUGUCGGGAUUCUCAUGGCUGGUAUUCUGCCUUUUGGAGCCAUGUUCAUUGAGUUGUUCUUCAUUUUCAGUGCAAUCUGGGAGAACCAGUUCUAUUACCUUUUUGGCUUUCUCUUCCUGGUGUUUAUAAUCUUGGUGGUAUCGUGCUCUCAGAUCAGCAUUGUCAUGGUGUACUUCCAGCUUUGUGCUGAGGAUUACCGUUGGUGGUGGAGGACCUUCUUGGUGUCUGGAGGAUCUGCCUUCUAUGUGCUGAUUUAUGCCAUCUUCUACUUUGUGAACAAGCUGGAUAUUGUUGAGUUCAUUCCCUCCUUACUAUACUUUGGCUACACCGCCCUUAUGGUCUUGUCCUUCUGGCUCCUCACUGGAACCAUUGGCUUCUAUGCAGCCUACAUGUUUGUCCGGAAGAUCUAUGCCGCAGUGAAAAUAGACUGAAGAUGCACAGAUUCAGCAGAAAGUAGACACCUCUGUAUGCGUGUCCUCUUGAGAGUGAAGGGGUCCUCUUCUCCCCACUCUUUUAAGGAAACGAAACGCAGUGGGAGAGUGACAAGAGAAAUAAAUAACUCCUCAUUUUGGAAUGUAACUUUUGGCACAGUGUACAUGGAUUCUGGGCUACUUCUGGGGGGAAGAGGGGUCUGUAGAUACCUUGCAUUUUAACUUUAUUAUCCUAUUCCAGUUUUGAGGGAGUUUUUUAGCAGAAAAAUGUCCCUCUGUAUAAGCAAACACUUUUUUUUUUUUCCGGCUAAUUCAUCUUUUUUUAAUGAUGAUGAAUGGAUUUGAAACAGCAGUGGAAACACUUGUGAAAAUGUUUUCUUCCAGCCCCUAGGGUGCUCUAGGAUUCAGGGAGACUCUUCAAAACAGUAUCAGGCCGGGUUUCUUUCCUGCCUUCAUGUCUGCAUGGAAGAGGGAGCUUGAAUAUGGCAAAAUAAGAGGAUUCUAAAGGCUCACUCUGCGUGACUGUGGUGUGCUCUGACUGUAUAAGUUCUGGCUCCAGCUUGUUUACGGUUCCAUGGAGGUGGCACUCAGAGCCUGGGAAGUGCAAUUUGACACAGAGAGCACGAGAACCUUCUCCAUCACUUCUUCCCUCUGGCCUUGGACAAUAUGUGCUUCCACUGGAAGGGCUUUAGGGAGGGUGGGAUUUCCUCUCUUUUUGAAGAUGCAACUGGAUGCAGCAGGAUGAAACGUUCUUGUGGAAGCAGCGUGAUUCUGCUGGUGCUAGAGUACGCAACUAGAAGAAUGUUUGAGGUAACUGCAAGGGUCUGUUCUGUGAUACGAUAGUUUUGCUCCUGCCACAUGAGGAAACAGUGUAGACUUCCUUCCUAGGAACUCCUCUGGGACUGCAUAGAGAAAUCCACUGUGGAGAGAAAUCCACUGUGAUGUUGCUUUAGUGCCGAGGAAUGUGAUGCAGUGUUCGGGCUCGGCUGCUGUGAAAUGUGUGCAAACCAUGUAGAAGGGGCUGGGAACAGAGUGGCCCCAACAAGUUCUCCCAUUGCCAGAAGUGGUCUGUCUCACUACCUGCCCUGUUUUCCAGCUGCUCUUGCUGCUCUCUUCUCCUGUUUUAGAUUCUCUACCUCCAGGCUACAGAAAAAGUGUACACCCCAAAAGUUGUGUUUUGUUCUUCUCUGCAAAAUGAUCCAAGAUCUCUGGAAUAGCCAAUAUGCAGAGCUCCUCUUUUUCCGUGGCUUGAUGCUUGAAUCAGCACAUGGGAAGUUGUUUUUUAAAUGAGGUUAUAGUUUUAUUUUGGUCACUUAAAUGAUGUUUACCAGUAAAAAAGAUUCCACGUUAUAGUGAAGGCUCCCUCCAUCCCCUGAUUAGCUUGAUUCAGUCAGGGUUACAGGGGAGAGUUUUUAGUGAGAUCCAUGGAAGUUCUACUUUUGCUUCUUUCUGUAGUAAGAAAUAAGGUCUCCAAAUAGUCAGCUGCCACAGGUUGCUAUUCCAACACAGAACUGUGAAAAGCCCUCCCAGUUACCAACACUGAUGUAUGCACACUUAAGAGUUUGGGCUUUUGUACUUUAUCCAAGUCACUGUAAGAGUCUCCACUGGGCCUGCGUCUCAUAGCAAUGGCAUUUGCUGACUUCCCCAAAGGCCUGUUUCCUUUUCAGCACUUGGUCUUUACAGUCUUGCCCAAUAACUUCAGCUACCCAUCGUGCCAAAGUUCAGUCAUCCAGAAAUCAAGGAUGGAAAAAAGGAGCAUAGGAUACACAAGCCAGCUGUGCUGUGGAGUUCUCCACUAGUUCUAAUUUAAGAUCUUUCUCUUGAGAUUUUUUUUCUCUCCCUCCCCCCCCCCCAACUCAGUGGAGAGGUUCAGCCAGCAUUGAUUUCUCUCCUUUCCCCAAAGUGUUUUCUUUGUAUUCUUUGUAAUUUUUAAUUAAUGUAUGUAUUCUUUGUGUCCUAUUGUAAAUAAAUCUGCCAUUGUCCUGUU